Molecule: messenger RNA, 2122 nt
Organism: Nematolebias whitei (Rio pearlfish)
Lineage: Eukaryota; Metazoa; Chordata; Actinopteri; Cyprinodontiformes; Rivulidae
Gene: rtn4a
Product: reticulon 4a
Exons: 8
Coding region: 204-1259 (351 amino acids)
Biological process (GO): endoplasmic reticulum tubular network formation; neuron differentiation; brain development
Cellular component (GO): postsynaptic density; neuron projection
Source: RefSeq, a predicted model, not a curated record
AGGCUCGGGUUCGACUGUUGCGUGGCUGCUGCGUGGCGUACUGAGGUCUGUCCGGGUUAAGAAAAGACCUGAAGGUCCGGUUCGGGUUCUGAGCUUUUCCUGGUAGAAGUUUUCAACAGGAAGUCAAAGUUCACCGGAACUUUACAGAAAAGGAAACUUUUUUGUACCGUUAGAGAAACUUUGCUUUGCGAGGAUAAAAAAAGAUGGCAGACAACGAGGAGCAACUCGUUUCUUCCACCACCCUGUUUCCCGAGGGACACCACUACGAACCGGAACCGGACCUUGAGCCCAGGCAGGACCUCUUUAAUGUGGAUGAUAUUGUGGACUUGGUCGGCGGAGCUCAGGACGCCUUGGAGCGACACAUCCAGGAGUCCACACUAACUUCUACAGAACCAGAAGCUGAGCACGAGCCUACAGUCACAGACCGCACGAGCCCUGCUUCAUUUCCAGAGGAGGAGCCUGAGGUCGUGGCCCCCAAAGCCGAGCCGGAGAGCACACACAUCCUUCCAGAACCACAACCAGAACCUGCCCCUGAGAGCGACGCCCUCCCAGCUGCUGCAGCCCGGAAAGCAGCUCCAUCCCCCGCAGAGGCAGCGCAGCAGCCUCCGGUGCGACAGGAACCAGCGGCUUCGGCGUCGUAUGAACCUUCUUCUCUUAACGCUCAGCCUUGUCCUCUGAUGCAGUUCCCAACAGUGGUGGAUCUCCUGUACUGGCGUGACGUGAAGACGACAGGCGUGGUGUUCGGAGCCUCCUUGCUGCUGCUGCUCUCCCUGACGGUGUGCAGCAUCGUGAGCGUCAGUUCCUACAUCGGCCUGGCUCUGCUCUCCGUCACCAUCUGCUUCAGGAUAUACAAAGGAAUCCUGCAGGCCAUCCAGAAGUCUGAUGAAGGACACCCAUUCAAGCAGUACCUGGACCAGGAGGUGGCGCUGUCCGAGGACGUGGUCCACAAGUACAGUGACGUGGUUCUGGAGAAGCUCAACAAGAUCAUCGGUGAACUGAGGCGCCUGUUCCUGGUCGAGGACCUAGUCGAUUCCAUCAAGUUUGCCGUGCUCAUGUGGAUCCUGACCUACGUGGGUGCCCUCUUCAACGGCCUCACCAUCCUUAUUCUGGGUGUGGUUGGAGCGUUCAGCUGCCCCAUCAUCUACGAGAAACACCAGGCUCAGAUCGAUCAUUACCUGGCUCUGGUCAACAAUCAGAUCAAAGACGUUGUGGAAAAAGUUCAAGCAAAAGUUCCUGGGCUGAAACGCAAAACGGAGUGAAGGAACAGGAAGUCUGAGUUCAGCUUCAGGGAGACCUGAUCAGGAUGGAGGAAGGGAGGGGGUCUGAUAUGAAGGAGGGGGGGAGGCGUGGUGUGGUUGCAGCCCUUAGUGUUUUUGUCAGAUAAAUAAAACUUAACAAUUCCUUUUUUUUGUUUUGUUUUUUCUUCUUCUUUUUUUUCAGAACUUUCAGUCGGCUCGCUGACGUUCGUCUCCUCCGUCGUCGUUUUGUUGAAACUGUUUCAAAUGUUUGUUUCUGUGAGCCAACCGGACUCUCAAACUGCGUUUAAAGUAAACCCCGCCCCUUUUUUACCCAGUGCACAGUGGUCCGAAGCUCCUCCAGCGCAGCUGCUCGUCUAGAUUAUUUCAGAUUAUUUAAAAAAAAUAAAAAUUCUCGUCCCUUAAGCUUCAAGCUCGUUUUGUUUUUCUUGGUGAGCUGCUUCCAACACGUCAAACAGCGUCUUGGGGUCCUGAUGGGGGUGGGGGGGUGGUAAAAUCUUCUUUACUUCUGAGUAACCGUAGGUAGAAACAUCAGAAAAAACAUUAACCUCAUAAUCUUCAUCUCAUCACUGCUGUCUCGUAGAAACUCUGCAACGUUUACAUUCAUCAAAAAACACGUAUUUAAAAACCAACACGUAGGUUUUAGUCGACAGAACCGUCUGUGGAGCCGACGUCUUCAUGAAUUUAAAUCUCGAUGUGACUUUGAGAAACUUUGAUGCAUUUGUUUGUUCUGCAAGUAUAAUUGUGAAAGAUUUAACUUCUUCAUUCAACAGUUGUGACGAUUCAAAGCUCCCAGCGUGGAGUCAUGUUUGUGGAAUGCUUUGUGAGAUGUAAACAGUUAUCAAUAAAGCUUGUAGGUGAAGAAA